Xenopus laevis (African clawed frog) is the source of this 3437-nucleotide messenger RNA. Its product is annotated as toll-like receptor 2 type-2. NCBI's taxonomy places the organism in Eukaryota, Metazoa, Chordata, Amphibia, Anura, Pipidae. Bases 619 to 2955 code for a protein of 778 amino acids. The record is from RefSeq and is a predicted model, not a curated record. The transcript has 3 exons.
ACCAUUCCCUGUUGGCAGACCCAGGCUGAAGCUCAUGCAUAAGACAUGGAUUUCCUCUGCUCCGCAGCUUCACUGAAAAAAACUAUCUCCUCCCAUAGAGGGUUGCGGCUCAGUCUUGUCACUUGAUCUCUCAGUGUGUGUGUGACAACCCUUUGCAGGAGUGGACCAGACUCACACACAGAAUCCAGCUUCUACCAGACUCACUCUGCACAGAAAUCACCUUCCGGAAUCCAGCACCCAUCCAGGAACUCAGCCCCUCACAAGCUGCAUGCAGGGUUUCACUAAAAUUUCAUCAUUAUCAUGUGCCUUAUGGAUCAAAGUCUUUAAUAUUUCAAGACAACUUGGACGGACUUUUGCCUUUUUUUCAAGCCAAAUUAACGGUGAAAUCUUCAUCAUAAUCAUCAUCAUCUCCAAUCAUUUUAAUUGUGUUCCUAGUAGUCUAAAGCAACUGGACUUGCUGAAUUAUCUUUUCAAAGGAAAUUUCAGCAAUCAUCCAAAUGGCUUCUUCAGUUCAACAGUUCAGUUCGAGUGGAAGGAAAUUUUAAACCCUAAAGGAUAACCCAGUCAACAAAAUCCAAUCACAACGGUUCCACUGCUGACAAGGUGCCUCACAGCAAAAUGACGCAUUUUACAUACAGGAGCUGCAUAAUCUUUACACUGGUUGUUUCAGUACUUUCUAAAGGGGAUACAGACUGCCCAUGUGACACAGAUGAUUUCUGCAAUUGUUCCUCAAUGCGUUGGAAAAUGAUUCCAUCUGGAUUACCAAAAAAUACAAAGGGAUUAAACCUUUCCAGCAAUGCCAUACAGAUUGUCACUGAGACUGACCUGAACCCCUAUGACCAACUGCAAACACUUCUGCUGCAGCAUAAUGAAAUCCACACUAUAAACGACGCCUCAUUCCAAUCACUUGGAAAUCUGGAAGAAUUAGAUUUAUCAUAUAACAAUUUAGGCCAUUUAUCUUCAGCCUGGUUUAGAAAUCUGUACAAGUUAAAGCAUUUAAAUCUCUUAGGAAACCAAUAUUUAUCACUUGGAAAGAAUUCAUUAUUUGCUGGUAUUUCCUCCUUAAGAUCAUUACGAUUUGGAAAUCAGAAAUUUUCCGCUAUUCAGAAGCAAAACUUUGAGGGAUUAGAGAGACUAAAUAAACUUGAAAUAAACGCACCACAGCUGGGACUGUAUGAAGAGGGAAGUCUUGCAGCAAUCAAGCAAAUAAACGAUGCUUUUUUGACAGUGAAUAUUCAGAAACUACGUGCGCUGCUCAAUGACUUUCUACAUUCCGUGACACUGCUAGAAAUGAAAGACAUGCAGUUCAACCACACCGAGGACAUGAACGCUAUGGAGAUACUCAAUGAUACCAGCGUGAAGCAUUUGCUCUUCAGGAAUUGCUUCAUUACCGACGAAAGUGGAUCAAGACUAAUUGAAAUUAUUCAGACUUACAGAAACAUAACAGAGCUUAUCUUGGAUGACAACACACUUUUUGGAACAGGGAGAGGAUCCCCAGUAAUUGGAGAUAAGCCCUUUUCUGUUACGACGGCUAUUAUCAAUAAAUUGCACAUACCCAAUUUUUUCUUGUUUUCUGACCUUUCAGGAAUUUAUAAACUUGCUUCAAAUUUUAAAAAUAUCGCCUGUACAGACAGCAAAGUUUUCUUAAUGCCGUGUGCAUUUUCGCAAUCUUUUACUUCUCUUCAAUUUCUGGACCUUAGUGGAAACAUCCUUGCCAACGCCAUGUUAGCAGACGCUGCGUGCCGGGGAGCGUGGCCCAUGUUGCAGACUUUAAACAUCAGUAGAAAUCUUCUGACCACUCUGCCAAAAGUUGCAAAAAUAUUGUCUGGCCUGAAUCACCUCAUUAACCUGGACAUCAGUCAAAAUAAUUUUGGUGAGUUAUCUACUUCUGCGUGCGAAUGGCCUGAAAACCUAAAAUACUUGAACAUCUCAAACACUCAAAUGAGUCAAAUGAAAAAUAGCUGCAUUCCUUCAACGUUACAGAUCUUGGACGUGAGUUUAAAUUUUCUCACCGUAUUUACAAUUAAAAUGCCAUAUCUGACAGAACUUUACAUAUCAAACAACAGGCUGAGUACAUUGCCAGAAGGCAUACAUUUUCCAAGUUUAGUAAUGUUAAGUAUAAGUAAAAACAAACUAAAUGACUUCCGUCAAUCAGAUUUGGAUUUGUUUCCCCAACUUACUACACUGGAUGGAAGAGAGAAUAAUUAUUUAUGUUCUUGCCAAUUUUUAAGCUUUAUGCAUUCUCAUAAAAUUACAUUGGUUGGUUGGCCAAAUGACUACAUAUGUGACUCUCCUUCUUCAGUAAGAGGCCUAAGGAUACAAGAUGCAAACCUACCUCCCCUAGUGUGCCAUAAAACAUUAAUUGUAACCCUGUCCUGUAUUCUCUUGAUAGUACUUGUAGCAGCUAUUGUGGCUCUUUGCCACUUCCUUCAUAUUAUAUGGUACGUAAAGAUGACCUGGGCCUGGCUAAAAGCCAAAAGAAAGCCCUUAAAAAACUGUGACAGAGAGAUUUGUUAUGAUGGAUUUGUUUCUUACAGUGAAAGAGACUCUGAAUGGGUUGAGAAUAUGAUGGUGCCAAAGCUGGAAACUGCUGGCCCGCCAAUGAAACUGUGCUUGCAUAAGCGUGACUUUGUACCCGGCAAGUGGAUCAUUGAUAACAUUAUAGAUGCCAUGGAGAAGAGCUACAAAACCCUCUUUGUACUGUCAGAGCACUUUGUCAGAAGCGAAUGGUGUAAGUACGAGCUGGAAUUCUCUCACUUCCGUCUCUUUGAUGAAAAUAACGACACCGCCAUUUUGAUUCUGUUGGAACCCAUUGAGCAAGAAACUAUUCCGAAACGGUUCUGCAAGCUGAGGAAGCUCAUGAACACUAAAACAUACUUGGAGUGGCCUACUGACGAGGAGCAGCAAGAAGUGUUCUGGCAUAAUUUAAAAAUAGCAUUGCAACCAGAAUUCUAAACUUAUUUCUGGGCCAAAUAUGUACAUUUCUGUUUCAAUACAUGGUAAAGUUCUCUUUAGGGGAAUUCCAUCCCAUUUAUGUAAGUGAAAUUUAUGAAAAUGUCAGUCUCAGCAAUUUCCCAAUAUGAGUUAUUUGUAAAUGUAAUUACUAUUGAAAGUGGUAUUCGUUUGUCCCAUGUUAGUCUUUGCACUGCUUGUUUUGACUUAAAAAUGGAACAAUGUAGCAGAAGCCCCCUGGGAAGAAGCAUGCACAAUAUUGUGGGAAUUGAUAAACUGAUUUCUGCUACCUUGGGUUUGAACCAGCAGUGCAGAAAGGGAUAUUGACAUUUCAAGUAUUGUAUAUUGGAAUAUCACUUAGAAUUAUAUUUUUUAUAUUAUGCAAGUAUAAUUUAGGGCGAAGUUUCCCUAUAAGAUGAAAGUAUUAUCAAUGUUUUUUGUAAUGCCUUUUUUAUUUUUUGUACAAUUAAAUAUUUACAAAGCAA